Molecule: messenger RNA, 4628 nt
Organism: Nothobranchius furzeri (turquoise killifish)
Lineage: Eukaryota; Metazoa; Chordata; Actinopteri; Cyprinodontiformes; Nothobranchiidae
Gene: nktr
Product: natural killer cell triggering receptor
Biological process (GO): protein peptidyl-prolyl isomerization; protein folding
Cellular component (GO): intracellular membrane-bounded organelle
Molecular function (GO): peptidyl-prolyl cis-trans isomerase activity
Source: RefSeq, a predicted model, not a curated record
GGCCUUUAACAGUGCCCCAGUCAGGAAAAUGAGCCAAAGACUUGCUGAUGGUCCUGAGUUGAUGCUUCCUCUCCUGCAGCUCUCGGUUGUGUUCAAAGUCGGUGGAGGCUGACAGGGGGAGUCCAUCCCUCACCCGCACCACGAAGGCAAACAGGAUCAGAGACAUGAUCCGCAGGCUCCAUGGAGAACACACAGCCUUCACAAAGCAGACGGUCACCUGGCCUUUGAUCACAAUGAGGGUAAAAGAUCGCCCUCAGUGUUACUUUGAUGUGGAGCUCAACCGUGAGCCAGUGGGGCGCAUCGUUUUUCAGCUUUUCUCAGAUGUUUGUCCCCGGACAAGCAAAAACUUUCUCUCUCUGUGCACUGGUGAAAGGGGAACUGGGAAAGUCACAGGGAAAAAACUGUGCUACAAAGGCUCCACCUUUCACAGAGUCGUGAAGAACUUCAUGAUCCAGGGAGGCGACUUCACUGAAGGAACUGGAAGGGGAGGAGAAUCCAUAUAUGGUGGCUACUUUAAAGAUGAGAAUUUUACUCUCAAACACGACCGACCCUUCCUGUUAUCGAUGGCCAAUCGAGGGAAGGACACCAACGGGUCACAGUUCUUCAUCACCACCAAGAAGGCGCCUCACCUUGAUGGAGUCCACGUUGUCUUUGGUCUCAUCAUCUCUGGCUUCGAGGUGAUCACCAAGAUCGAAGGGCUGAAGACGGAUUCAGCCAGCAGACCGUACGCUGAUGUGAGAGUGGUGGACUGUGGACAGCUGAUCACAAAGUCUGCAAAUGAUGUGCUUGAAGGGAAGCGGAAAAGAUCCUCCCUUCACUCCGACGACUGUUCCCCCCGUUCCUCCCCUCUGGGAGAGCAUGAAUCGGACGAAACGCUGAAACAGCCAAAGAAAAAGAAGAGCGCAAAGAUUAAACCGCCUAAAAAGAAAAGGAAGGUGGUGAAGAAGAAGAUUGUGGAUGUUCAGGCGUCCAAGCAAAGAGCUGCCGGUAAUGAGACGGAGGAGGAUGAAGCUGAAGAGAAGGAGCAGGGUGGAAAGAGGGAGAAGCCUGUCGUUCGGCCAGAGGAAAUCCCCCCCGUGCCAGAGAACCGCUUCCUACUGAGGCGGGACAUGCCAUCCCAGGAGAUCACAACAGAAGUUCUGGAGAGCGAAGAAGCUGCUCCUUCAGCGGAUCAGAAACCAGCUGUGUCGAAGUCUGGCCGAAAGAUCAGAGGCAGAGGAACUGUUCGGUAUCACACUCCCACCAGGUCCAAGUCGCGCUCCGUGUCUGUGGAGGAGCGUGGAAGCAGUGAAACGCCACCGCAUUGGAAAGAGGAAAUGAAGAGAACAAAGAAUUAUCGACCACCAAGCACGGAGAGAUGGAGCAAAGGAGACAAACUGAAUGACCGUUCCUCGAGCCGAUGGGACGACCGAAGCGACUCUACGUGGUCCCAGUCAGGAGAACGCUCGUCAGACCGCAGCUCCAAGAGGUCCAGUCCGCACAGGCAGCCAAAAAAAGAGAAGAAGAAAGUCAAACAAAAGAAGAAAGCCAAAAAACACAAGCAUGGCAAAAAGAAUAACUCCAAGAAAUCUCAAGAGCUUCACAAGUCGGAAGGUGAAAGGUCUGGGUCUUCAGAGAGGAAGUCAAGAAGAUCCUGUUCAGAGACUCGAUCUCCUUCAUGUCCGCAUAACUCGCCGCCCAGGAAAAGGCAGAGGUCCUCCAUGUCUUUCUCAAGGUCCUAUUCCAGGUCCUGCACGAGCAGCCGAUCCAGAUCUGGAGGGAGACACAGGUCCUACUCCAGAUCUAGAAGCCGUUCAAGGUCAAGAAGUCCAUCUGAUUCCAGAUCCAGAUCUCGGUCCUUUUCUCCAUCCCAGUCAAGAUCAAGAUCUAGAUCCAGGUACAAAUCCAGAUCUGGGUCUUUUUCUCACUCCAGAUCAAGGUCCCGGUCACAGCACAGAUCCAGAUUGAAGUCUAGGUCUUCAUCUAGAGAAAGGAGUUUGUCCAGAUCUCCAAGAAAGAGAAAAACAAGCAAGCCUAAACCAGACGUCUUGAAGAAUGUGCCAGAGAAGCGUCCAGAAACUAAGAUCGCCCUCGUUCCAAAAGUACCAGCAGCCCCGGUUCCUGAAAGAGUUCCUGUUAUCCCGCUGAGUGACAGUCCUCCUCCUUCCCGCUGGAAGCCCGGCCAGAAACCCUGGAAGCCCUCCUACAUUCACAUCUCAGAAAUCAAAGCUAAGGUUGCACCCAGUGGCUCUUCUGCUGCGGCACCGGCAGUGGAGGUGGCCUCAGAAAAAACUGUAGUUACACCAAAGUCCGUAACAGAAGACUCUCGAGGUGACAAGGAGCACAUGUCCUCCCACCGUUCACACAGCAGGUCCUCCAGAAGCAAGUCCUACAGCCGCUCCAGGAGCAGGAGCUCCAGUAGGUCCAGGUCGAGAUCAUCUCAUCGGUACGAGAGUAGGUCAUCGUCCCACAAUAGGUCAGACUCUGAAAAUGACCAGAAGACAAGCAGCAGCGUAAAUUCUUUAUUAGACAAGGAGUGGAAAGACUACUACAGCUCUCUGAAGAGAAUCCAGAACAUGGACAAGUUUAUUUCCCUCAGCAAUGCAGAAGAUGGACUUUCAGGGGUGGAGAAAGGAACGGGCAGUGAGAAGGGUCCGGACAUCAGCAGCCCUUCGGAGAAAAUCAAAGAGCGAAGCAGCUCACAGGAACCAGAGAACAAACAUUUGGGUUCUCACUCAGUGGAGAACUUAAACAGCUGGUCUGAGUGGGACAGUGACAGCGAACAGGUGGGACAAGGCCCCAGCGCCACUUCAGAGUCACAGAAGCAGGAGGCGCUGUCCGGUCAAGUCCUGGAUAAAAGGUCGUCUGGAUGGAACUCGGACAGCGAGUCUGAGAAAGUAACCAGCCGGACGGUCGCUGCGUCCGAAAAAGAGGAGGGGGAGGCAAGUUCUGAGUCCGAACCCGAGAAUCUGACAAAGACUCCGGACAAAUACGUAUCAUAUACGACCACUGCAGCUGUCUCCUCGUCUUCUGUCUCCCUAUCUGGAAGUCCGGAGAAGGAGCCUGACAAGCACAAGAGUAAGAAGAAGGUCAAACGGAAGAAGAAGCACAAAAGGAGGAGUGAAGGCAAGAGCAGUUCUCGUCACAAUAAAGACAAGGCCAAGAAAGCUAAGAGGAAACACCAGAAGCUGAGGGAGACGUUCCACUGGCAGCCGCCUUUAGAGGAGGAGGAGGAGGAGGACGCGGCCAAAAGGGAGAGGCGCAGUCCUGUUGGGGAAAAUCCCUCCAGAGAGGAAGAAAGGAGUCAGCUGAGAUCGAAGGAAACCAAAUACACCAAACACUCCGACCCUCACCAGCAGGCUCUUCCAUUCAGCGUCCCAGAGCAGGAGUCACUAGAAGAUAUGGACAUUUGUACCCCGGAGCACAAUGUGGAUAUUUUGGAAGCUCCAAUCACACAGGAGUUUUCCAACAAUGCUUCAGAUUUAAUCCUAAAUCCUACCUCAAGGUCAUCAGAAACUGCAACCGAUCACAGAGUUUUACUUCAAAGCAGAGAAGCGUCUGCCCUGACCUCCUCAUCCUCCGCUGAGCCACAAGGAGAAGCAGCCAAAGCUGCCAUAAGCUUCAAAUGGAGGCCUCUGAAAGGAACUCCGACUUCUCGGAAUGUGAAUGUGCCACCUGUCGCCAUUAAGAAUGCACAAGCCCAAGAGAGCCAGACCCUCAACACGCACGUAGUCAGGAUGGAGAUCAAGAGCAAAAGCCGGGUUCGACCGGGCUCCCUGUUCGACGAGGUUCGGAAAACCGCACGGCUCAACCAGAGGCCGAGAAACCAGGAGAGUUCCAGCGAGGAGGAGUCGCCAUCUGUGGGAAAAACGGGGAACGCAUCUCAUACGCGCUCCCCGAAACAGUCCAGGUCUCAGACCAGAAAGUCUCACUCUGUCUCCAGUCAGGGGUCGCGCUCCAGAGGGUGGUCCCGCUCCUCCAGCAGGUCCAGGAGCAGAUCUCGGAGCUACACCUACUCUUCCAGGAGCCGCAGCAGGAGUCGGAGGAGACACAGGAGGAGGCGCUCUCGCAGCAGCACGUAUCGGAGUUACAGCCGGACGUACAGCAGAAGUCCGUCAAGAAGCCGCUCGUAUGGUCGCCACAGGAGGUCACGGUCGGAUUCCUACGAUAGCUAUUCCAGUCGGAGUGUGAGCAGGAGGCGUGGGCGAAGCGACAGCUACAGGAGCUCGGAGCGCCGAUCCCGGUCGUAUCGCUCGUCCAGCCGCAGCUCCUCAAGGCGCAGGAGUCACAGUCGCAGCAGCCGGUACUCCUAAACCAGCGUGAAAAACCUCCUAGAUCAGCAGCUGCAGGUCAGACGGGAGUCCUCGAUACUCCUGUGUCACAUGACGGAAAGAACAUUAGGGGAUGAAGAUUUAUGAAUGUACACAAAGUGAAUAAAUUCUAAAUAAAAUGCUAGUUUAGUAAAAGAUAAGCAUCUUUCCUUGUUUUCCUUGUUUAGGAAAUGUUGAUUUGAAAGAAACAUGUUUUGUUCUGUUGGUUUAUUUUUAAGCCUCUGAAUGUUGACGCAGUACUCAAAAGUAGAAAAUCUCAAGAUUUUAUAUUAUGCUGUUCUGAACGUUUUCCUUUACGUAAUAAAAAGCACAUCUGCA